Drosophila nasuta is the source of this 918-nucleotide messenger RNA. Its product is annotated as serine protease 1-like. Gene Ontology annotation, molecular function: serine-type endopeptidase activity. Gene Ontology annotation, biological process: proteolysis. The record is from RefSeq and is a predicted model, not a curated record. NCBI's taxonomy places the organism in Eukaryota, Metazoa, Arthropoda, Insecta, Diptera, Drosophilidae. The transcript has a single exon. The coding region runs from base 18 to 800 and encodes 260 amino acids.
CAGACAAUUCUCUAACCAUGCAAGUUCUGUUCAUCCUUCUAUCAGUGACAAUUUCUUUAUCACUUGGUGGUAAACUUCCGUUCGGUGGAACCAAAAAUUUCAAUAUACAGCAACGCAUUUAUAACGGAGAAGAUGCCCAAAAAGGACAAUUUCCAUACAUUGUGUCGUUGAGCAUCAGUCUGAGCGAUGAUAAUGGUGCCUUGUGUGGUGGCUCCAUUAUUGAUCACACCUGGAUUUUGACUGCCGCUCAUUGCACACACAAGGCCAAAUCGAUUAAAAUCUUCUAUGGUUCCACGAAAGUUGCUCAGGGUGAAUUUAGCCAUGAAGUCAAUACCGAUAACAUUAUUGAGCAUGAGCACUACGAUGAUGACACGCUCGAGAAUGAUUUGGCCCUCAUUCGUACACCGCAUGUGGAUUACUCCGAGCUGGUUAAUAAAGUGUCGCUUGCCGAUCGCGAUAAUGACUACGAAGGAGCGUGGGCCGUAGCCAGUGGCUGGGGAGAAACCUAUGACAAUAGUGCAACACCAGAGAAUCUGCAGUUUGCCGACUUACAGAUAAAGAGCAAAAAGGAUUGCUGGGAUGCAAUUGGCCGUGAAUCGGAUAACAUUCUCUGUGUCAGUACAUCGGAAGGCAAAACCAUUGGCAGCGGCGACUCUGGCGGCCCAUUGGUCACCCAUGAUGAUCCCAAACUCGUUGGUGUCAGUUCUUUUUCACUCGAAGCUGACGAAAUUCUUCCAGCUGGAUUCAGUCGAGUUAGCGCUAAUCUGGAUUGGAUUCGUGAGCACACUGGCCUAGAAUAGAUGUACGCAAUGCUCUCAUACAGUGCACCAAACCUAGCACUAAAGCGAUAUAUUAUUAAUUGGAUGUACAAAAUUUGUAAUAAAAUGAUAUCGCAAAAUAUGUUGAUGAAGAGCAAAA